AUGGCGAUGCCCUUUGCCUCCCUGUCUCCGGCAGCCGGCCACCGCCCCUCCUCCCUCCUCCCCUUCUGCCGCGCCGCCCCUCUCUCCGCGGUGGGGGAGGACGCCGCGCAGCACCACCAGCAGCAGCAACAGCAGCACACGAUGAGCGGCAGGUGGGCGGCGAGGCCGGCGCUCUUCACGGCGGCGCAGUACGAGGAGCUGGAGCACCAGGCGCUCAUAUACAAGUACCUCGUCGCCGGCGUGUCCGUCCCGCCGGACCUCCUCGUCCCCCUACGCCGAGCCUUCGUCUACCACCAACCCGCCCUUGGGUAUGGGACCUACUUCGGCAAGAAGGUGGACCCGGAGCCCGGGCGGUGCCGGCGUACGGACGGCAAGAAGUGGCGGUGCUCCAAGGAGGCCGCCCCGGACUCCAAGUACUGCGAGCGCCACAUGCACCGCGGCCGCAACCGUUCAAGAAAGCCUGUGGAAGCGCAGCUCGUGCCCCCGCCGCCCGCCCCCCAGCAGCAGCAGCAGGCCCCCGCGCCAGCUGCUGGCUUCCAGAACCACUCGCUGUACCCGUCGGUCCUCGCCGCCAACGGCGGCGGCGGCGGGGUAGUAGGUGGUGGUGGUGGCACGUUCGGCAUGGGGCCCACCUCUCAGCUGCACAUGGACAGUGCUGCUGCUUACGCGACUGCUGCUGGUGGAGGGAGCAAAGAUCUCAGGUACGCUGCAUAUGGGGUGAAAUCUCUGUCGGAUGAGCACAGCCAGCUCUUGCCCGGCAGCAUGGAUACAUCCAUGGACAACUCAUGGCGCCUGUUGCCAUCCCAAACCACCACAUUUCAAGCCACAAGCUACCCUCUGUUCGGCACGCUGAGCGGUCUGGAUGAGAGCACCAUCGCCUCACUGCCGAAGACCCAGAGGGAGCCUCUCUCUUUCUUCGGGAGUGACUUUGUGACCGCCAAGCAGGAGAACCAGACGCUGCGCCCUUUCUUCGACGAAUGGCCCAAGUCAAGGGAGUCGUGGCCAGAGCUGCCUGAGGACAACAACCUUGGCUUCUCGGCCACCCAGCUCUCCAUCUCCAUUCCCAUGGCGACCUCUGACUUCUCCAACACCAGCUCCAGAUCGCCGAAUGGAAUACCGUCAAGGUAA
Molecule: messenger RNA, 1128 nt
Organism: Miscanthus lutarioriparius
Lineage: Eukaryota; Viridiplantae; Streptophyta; Magnoliopsida; Poales; Poaceae
Source: the annotation of a GenBank genome assembly